AUGGAAGAGAAUCAAACGUCGCUGAUAUGUGGGCUUCCAGAUGACAUAGCUCUUUCUUGCUUGGCCAGAGUGCCUCGGAAGUAUCAUGCGGUAUUAAAGUGUGUUUCCAAGAGAUGGAGACGGUUCGUGUGCAGUGAUGAGUUUUAUGAUUAUCGUAGAAUGCACAAUUUAAGUGAGACAUGGAUAUAUGCUUUAUGUCGUGACAAGUAUGGGAAGAUAUGGUUUUAUAUGUUGGAUCCUAAUGACUCACCGAGGCGUUGGAAGUGUGUUCCAGGUCUUCCAGCUCGCACUUUGAAUAAAAUGGGUAUGGGAUUUGAAGCUCUAGGAAAGAAUGUUUACUUGUUGGGUGGUGGUGGUUGGUUGGGAGCUACUAAUGAAGCCUUCUGCUAUGAUGUUUCAAGGAAUUCAUGGACGCAAGUUGCUUCCUUGUCGACCUCUAGGUAUGACUCUGCUUGUCAAGUGUAUGAUGGAAAAAUCUAUGCCAUUGGUGGGUUAGCAUCAACGAGGAGUGAUCCGUAUUCUUGGGACAUUUUUGACCCCCAGACAAACAGCUGGGAAUUGCACUCCAAUGCUUACACUGUUCCUGGAGUUGAAGAUUCUGUACUCUUGGAUGGGAAGAUUUAUAUCCGCUGUCAGGCUUCUGCCUCUACCAUGUCGUCUCCUUUCUAUGCAGUCGUUUACGAACCUUCAAGUGGCAUCUGGCAGCAUGCAGAUACUGAUAUGGUGUCAGGCUGGCAAGGUCCAGCGGUUGUUGUGGAUGGCACCCUUUAUGUGUUGGAUCAGAGUUCAGGAACCAAGCUGAUGAUGUGGGAGAAGGAUAAAAAAGAAUGGGUGGCAGUUAAGAGGCUGUCAACACUGCUUACAAACCCACCCUGCCAAAUGGCAGCAAUCGGGAAGAAGUUAUUUAUCGUAGGAAAGGGACUUGGCACGGUUGUGUUUGAUACCAGCCAAACCGGAAGUGUGGAGGGAGCCAUGGUUGGCUCUUCCAUACCUGGACUAAUCACUGCUGAUGAAGUACUGAAGUGUAAAUGUCAAACAUUUUGA
This is a messenger RNA of Dovyalis caffra, 1044 nucleotides long. NCBI's taxonomy places the organism in Eukaryota, Viridiplantae, Streptophyta, Magnoliopsida, Malpighiales, Salicaceae. The record is from the annotation of a GenBank genome assembly.